Molecule: messenger RNA, 2475 nt
Organism: Vigna radiata var. radiata (mung bean)
Lineage: Eukaryota; Viridiplantae; Streptophyta; Magnoliopsida; Fabales; Fabaceae
Exons: 2
Coding region: 1294-1851 (185 amino acids)
Source: RefSeq, a predicted model, not a curated record
CUCCCUAUUUUUUGCAUAUAUGGUGCAUAUUCAGCGAGAAUACGUGGUGAUUGUGAGAAAUUUGGGUUAUUAGAACCAAAUAGGCUGUCCUGUUUAUUCUAAAUAAAACUUUAUCAGCGAUUCUUGAUGCAUUAUUAUUCUGUGUAAAGGUUGAACUUCCACACAGUAUAUGGUAGGCCUAGGUAUUGUCUACCCUUAAAGCUUAAAAGGUGUUUGAGUGAUGAGCCAUAUUAGAUAUAGAACCAUUUGAGCCUUCACCCAAUGACUUAAGCCUAUUGGAGAGUUAGUGCUUGAGUUGUUGUCAUGUCUUGAGAAUUACAAACAAUCCUAUAGAACAUGGACAGCAUAAAAGUAAUAUUUAGCUACCUCACUAAGCUUUUCGUCUCCAAAACUAAGUUCCUUAGAAUGACACAAGGGUCUAAGAAAAUGCAUAUAAUAUAUCAAUCUACAUAUUCAAACAGCUAUUUCCUAUUGCAAUUAUGCUCACAUCACAUAUACAACACACUGCACAGAUGACAGAACCACCCAAAAAUAAUAGCAAGCAUAUGCUAUGGCUUUUCAAAUGCACCUAUUCCGUGAGUAUAAUAUACAAUUUUAACCUCACCUAGUCAAAAGACCAAUGUUGGUAUUGAGGGACGUUAUUCUGGUACCUUGCUGGCAGGUAUCAAGUCCUGUCUCUGUAACUUAAUGUAACAUCCGAAAGGACAAGACAAAGGUAGCUCAAAUCAGUUAGCCUGGUACUGGCAACAUAGAUGUAACUUAAUGUCUGAAAAGGUAAAAUCGCAAUAUCUUCAAUAAAUACUGAAUCAAGUGUGGCAACAAAAGGUACCAUAAAUGAUGCAUAUUGUACACUAAAGCACAAUAAUAUAUUAAGGAGUAAAGGUGUUGCCAGUAUUUUGAUUUAAUUUGAAUGAUAUCUCUACUUUGCCCCUCUGCUUCUGCAUCAAAAGCCAAAUGCUUUUAUGAAUCACAAGUCCAACCAAUGGCAAAAAAGGUCCAUCUUUAGUUCUUCAUACAAGCUUAAAAUUAACCUUACAAAGAGUCUGUUUAUGUAGAGUACGAGUGAAGAUGGAUCACAAACAGCUGAACAGUUCUUAAAGAAAUACCUGACGAACUACAACAAAAUCAUCAACUGAUAGGCUUAACUCCCCCUCAGCUUGAGUUGUACCUCUUGCCGAGCUAAAUGAUCAAGAUCAUUAGAAGAGCACGGCCACAAAUCCAUGAAACUGUACCGUGAUACAAUGUCUUGCAGAGAGCUCUCCAAUGCUGUUCCAUCUUCAGCUCUAGAAAAACAUGGCCCAUUUUCCCAAUCAUCGUGGAUGGAUGUACGACCGUUGUUAUAGCGGAAGGAGAGGUAUGAAGGAAGCUUUUGUCCUUGGAGUUGAUGAGUUUGUGGAGAUGGCUCGACGAUAUGAAUAUUAUGCUCUUGAUGGAGGGAUUCAAUGCCCAUGCAUCAAGUGUGAAUGUACAAGGAUUUUGAAAGAUGAAGUCGUCAAAGUUCACCUAUACCGAAAAGAGUUCAUGCCAAAUUACAAGGUUUGGACAUUUCAUGGUGAAGAAAUGCCUUCUACCUCCACUGCUCAUGAAAAUCGACCUGCAUCAAGUUUGAAUACUAUUGUACAUACAUCUGAGAUACAAGAGAUGGUCGACAAUACUCUUCGUCAACAUGCUGAACAAGAAGCAAACGAUAGUCGUGAUGAAGAGUCUCCAAAUGAAAGCACUCGGAGGUUUUACAAUCUCUUGGCUGAGGCAAACCAACCUGUAUUUGAAGGUUCAUCUGAGUCAAAUUGUCAGUGUGCAUCAAACUCAUGGCUGGUAAAUCUAAUUGGAACGUUCCCAAUCAAGCGGUAGACCACUUUACAAAAUUGGUGUUAGAUCUAACACCACCAAACAAUUCUUUGCCAAAGAAUUAUUACGAAGCCAAAAGAUAUGUUUCAAAGUUGGGAUUGAAAGCGAAGAAGAUUGAUUGUUGUGUGAAUGGAUGUAUGAUUUUCUAUGACAACGACAAUGGCAAAAAUGAUGCAUCAUUGGUGAAAUGCAAGUUUUGUGGUCAUCCUCGAUUUCAGACAUUGCAACUAUUAAGACAGAACUACAACUCCAAACACAAUUUCGCAAUUCGAAUCAGGAACUGUUUCUACAGAAAACCAUCCUUCCCCAAAACCCAUUUCAAAGUUCAAAGCAAAAAUUAGACUGCAUAAACAAAACUUUUAUAUUGGUUCUCCAAUUCAAACUUCUAAGUGUAUUGGUCCUAAUGUUAUACGGGUUUUGGACCUCCAUAUGACAAAACCAGAUACAUGUAGAUCUGUUAUAUCUUCCUCUGAAUUCUUAAUAGCAUAAUUUGAUACAAAUGUUAAAAAGUUAUUUUCAUUUCAUCAUAUUUUCUAAAUUCAAUCUACAAAAGCACAUUCUCAAAACUGUUGCUAAUUUUUCUCUCAUUUCACUCUACCUGAGAGGCAUGUGAAAAUCAUUUAAACA